AUGAGGUGUGGAAUUUCGAUUUCUAGUGUAAAAGUGGUUGCCUAUCCGUGUUGCAGUAAAUAUCAAUUUCUAUUUCAUUUUUUAAACCGCAACUGUUACAAUAUAAAUAUAUUGCAUAUAUAUUCAUACAUUAUUGAGCAACAAAUCGUUUUAAAGACAUCUGGUACUCUUCAUUAUUUUUUGUAUACUGACAACGUUGCAGAGUAUUCCCCCAUUUCUCUAACUCCACAGAUUACCAACAUUUUUUGGUAUUCAAAGUCCUGCAUUUUUUUUGUAAUCAUGCCUAGGACUCCGAGGUACUGCUGUUUAUGCAAAUCAAAAAGGACUGAUGGUGUUGUAUUGCACGGAUUUCCAAAAAAUCCAACCAUGACUGCACUAUGGAAACAAGCCUGUGGACUUCUUCCAAAUUGUAAGGUUACAACAUUGUGUGUAUGCUCAAGACAUUUUCAAGAGGACAACUACUUUGAACACACUGCCACAUUGAGAUUUGGUUCAAUUCCAUCUGUAGAUGUUCCUGGAAGUACCACAUUAGUGGAAGACAAUACCAGUGAGUUGUCUAGUCCUGCACAAAAUGAGUUAGAUUUUGAAAGUCCUUGUGGUGAAAAUAUAUUAAAUGUAAACCAAUUUUCUGAUGAAAUUAUGGAUGUCCUAGAAGACAUAGCAUUUGUAGAGGCUCCUUUUUAUAGAGAAAAUUAUGUAUGGGACAUAAACAACUUAUCAAAUCAAAAUAAUUUAUUUAACAACGUUAAUAAAGAAACAUAUAAUCAACUUGGGGUAAAUGGAGAUUUUCCCGAAAAAUGUUCAAAAUUGAAUAAAUCUCAAGUAUCACAGGAAGAUGAAGAGAGGAUGGUCAGAGGCUUGUCUCCUGAAGUUGCCACUCCAAGAAAGGCGAAAAGAGCCUUGUUCCACGCUCGAUACGUGCAGGAUAAAUUAAGAGAAAAAAUUAAGAAGCUUACUGAUGAUAACAGACGACUUCGAAGCCGCGUGAGUUUGUUGGAGAAGACAACUAAUAUAAGAAAGCAGCAUGUUACUGCAGAAGGUAACAAAGACUAAUGAAAUUUAAACCAAUAAUAAUAGAACUAAUAAAGACUGCAAUAAUUAAUAUGUUAACUAUUUAGACUGAUACAUAUAUAAGACAAGACAAAUAAGAAGUAUUAUACAUUGUUUAAAUAUAUUUAUAUUAAGAAUG
Molecule: messenger RNA, 1189 nt
Organism: Aethina tumida (small hive beetle)
Lineage: Eukaryota; Metazoa; Arthropoda; Insecta; Coleoptera; Nitidulidae
Exons: 5
Coding region: 1-1053 (350 amino acids)
Source: RefSeq, a predicted model, not a curated record